Molecule: messenger RNA, 3219 nt
Organism: Chelonia mydas (Green sea turtle)
Lineage: Eukaryota; Metazoa; Chordata; Testudines; Cheloniidae
Gene: NPBWR2
Product: neuropeptides B and W receptor 2
Exons: 2
Coding region: 1285-2322 (345 amino acids)
Biological process (GO): neuropeptide signaling pathway
Cellular component (GO): neuron projection; membrane
Molecular function (GO): neuropeptide receptor activity; neuropeptide binding
Source: RefSeq, a predicted model, not a curated record
CCCCCCAGAAGGGACCCUCCUUCAUGUUGCAUGGGCUUCUCUCUCUGAUGAAGGCUUUUGCUGUGUUUCCAUGCCAGGGCCAGAUCCCUAGGUGGUGUAAAUCAGCUGAGAUCCACUGUAGUCAAUUUAUAGCAGCUGAACAUCGGGCAGAGCAUCUCACUGAGAGAGCUGUAAUGUGUCUAUUGCCCUCACAUCUGGACACCUUAGACCAGAGAGAACUGCCAAGUGACUGCUUCCGAGUGAGACAUAGUUAAAAUCUCCCACAUUAGAACAGUCGCAGCCUGACAGCUCUGGUGCUGCUUGUGCAUUUCAACAUCCCUUUCAUUCCUAAAAAGAAGUGCCCUGUUGUAUCGUCUGCGGUUUUGGGGGGGGGGGGUAUUUUUGUUUUUUUUUGUCUUUUUCCCCAGCAUCAAGGUUGUUUGUUAUUUAAAUAGCCCAGUGCGGAUAUAACCAUUUUUUUCCCAAUGUGAUAAAUGUUAUUGAUCAAACACCACCACCACCAAAUAGAUCUGAUUGCAAGGACCGGUAACGUCAGCAUAGCUUAGAGACCCUCCUCCAACUCAGCUUAAAGAGAGAAAAGACUCAACGGUGGAAGGCAGCAAGUGCUGGAGAAAACAGCAAGGUCCCCUCUCUUAUGCAGGGGCUUUAGGAAGUGACAGGGAUGCAUGCAGUGGCCAGACUCCAGCUGGACUGGGCUAGAAAACAGACUUCUCAUUAUCGGUGAAUUCGCUGGUGGUGAAAAGAUUCUGGAAGCCCCUUGACCUGGAGGAACAUACUAACUAAAAACUAAAAUGCUCCUGCUCUCUGGUGUGGAAAAGCAAGCGGCUGCCCGUGCGAGUAAAGACAGGAGAACUUCCCAUGAAUCCUCAGCCUGUUGUAAAUAGUUUGCUGGGCACAAAGCUCACCCCGCCUGCAGUGUUUUGCUCCCGUCUAACCGAAGAGGGAUCUUUGCUCCAGCCAGUUCAUCUGGAGCUGCCCUGACUUUUCUAGCACCGCAAAGCUACCACUCAGACUGAUGUGCAUAAGAUUGAAGAGCUCCUGUGUGUUUUACUUCCCUCUCUCAUUUGGUCUGAGGAACCCCAGAUUUCACCAGCAGGGGGGUGGUUUAAUGGCAUUUUUUUGCCACUGCUGAGCUAAAAAUUUGAACUUUUACAAGGGAACUAGACAUCCAAUUCCAGUCACGGUUCCCACCUUCCUUCAGAAAAUAACCAGUGUCCAGCUGAAAUGUGAGCCUCUUUUCACCAUCAAUGUGGUGCUCUCCCUGUCAAGCUGUAAAGAUCUGCAAUGAAAUCUGAAUACAGUUCAUUAUCCCUGAAAGCAGCCAUGGAAAAUAAUUUCAAGAUAAGCAAUCUGAACACCACCUGCAAUGAUACAAGUGAUGGCAGGUACUUGGACAAUGGCACAAGGUCCAACUUCACCUUCCAUGAACAGUCUCCUGACUUCUACGUGGUCCUCCCAGUGAUUUACUCUGCGAUCUGUGCAGUGGGGCUCACAGGCAAUACUGCUGUCAUCUACGUGAUCCUCAAGGCCCCUAAGAUGAAGACAGUGACCAACAUGUUCAUCCUGAACCUAGCUAUAGCUGAUGACUUGUUCACUUUGGUCCUGCCCAUUAACAUUGCUGAGCAUCUCUUGCACUACUGGCCCUUUGGAGAAAUCCUCUGCAAGAUCAUCCUGUCCAUAGACCACUACAACAUCUUCUCUAGCAUCUAUUUCCUCACGGUGAUGAGCAUAGACAGGUACCUGGUUGUCCUGGCCACUGUCCGGUCCAAGAGGAUGCCCCAUCGUACCUAUCGAGCAGCCAGAAUUGUCAGUCUGUGCAUCUGGGCCCUGGUCACCAUCAUAGUUCUCCCUUUCAUCAUCUUUGCCAAUGUCUAUGUAGAUGGCCUGGAGAUCAAGAGCUGUGGUCUCAAUUUCCCCAAACCUGAGAGGUUUUGGUUCAAGGCCAGCAGGAUCUAUACCCUAAUCCUUGGCUUUGCCAUUCCUGUAUCCACCAUCUGCAUUCUCUAUACCAUGAUGCUGUAUAAACUGAGGAACAUGCACUUGAAUUCAAAUGCUAAAGCCCUAGACAAAGCCAAGAAGAAGGUUACCAUUAUGGUCUUCAUCGUCCUGGCUGUGUGCCUCUUCUGCUGGACCCCCUUCCACCUGGCCACCAUCGUGGCUUUGACCACUGACUUAGCGCAGACCUCUGUAGUCAUAGGUAUCUCCUACUUCAUCACCAGUUUGAGCUAUGCCAAUUCAUGCUUGAAUCCUUUCUUGUAUGCUUUCUUGGAUGACAGUUUUCGGAAAAGUUUCAGAAAGAUGCUGGAAUGCAGAGCUGCUUAAAAGAUGGACCAUGCCUCUCUGUUCCCUUCCCUCUCAUGGCUUUGCAGGGGCAACCUUACAAACUUUUCAGUGUAUGACUGAGGAAUAGACAAGCUUUAUGCUAUUUAACUAAGCUUUUAGUUUGUUUAAUUAUAUGUAUGUGUGUGUGUGUGUGUGUUUGUUUCUUUUGCAUUUUUCACAAUUCUAAUAAUAAAUCUUCCACGUUCCUUGUACGAAUCUCACAAUCACUCAAAGUUGUGGGGUUGGUUUGUUGUUUUUUGCUUGAUUGUAUCUUGUUUAGGGGGCAAAGCCUGAAAUAUUAAAGAAUGACAACCUUCUUAUAGGUUUCAGAGUAGCAGCCGCAUUAGUCUGUAUUCUUGUCAUCUCAUUGCCUUGCAUUGCCACCUGCUGUACAAUUACAGAAGAACGGGGUCUCUUCAAGGGGUGAAGCUAUAAUGCUCCUGGAAAAGAGCAGCCUUUUAAAGAUGAAUGUAACUUUGAGUUAUUAAUCUAUAUGUUGUGUGCAGAAUUGUUACAAUGGAGCAGCUUGAGCUGCCAGAUACGGUUGUACAUUGUGAAAAUGGAUUUUAGUGAUGAGAUAAAACGGUGCAUUUGAGAAAAAAAAUGCAUCCCUGUCUGUGUGCAUACGUGUCUUGCAGAUCGUUUGAUUUCCGAGGGGAGUCUGUUUUCCCCAAGAUUUCUCCUUUCCUGAAUUGCUAACGUGAUUCACAUUGAAACCAAAAAUUUAACAAGCAUCUGAAAGUUACAAUAUCCAAACAAGACAAUAUACAAAUAUUGUGAUGACUGCAGAAAAAAUAAUGUCUGUAUUAUCAGUGCCAAGAAUUUUCUUUUCAUUUUUUAAUGUUUAAAAAGACAUAUACUUUAAAGUGUUUGAUGAAAUAAAUCAAAUUGAACAGU